Messenger RNA from Gekko japonicus, 1776 nucleotides. RefSeq names its product myotubularin-related protein 14-like. The transcript has 17 exons. The record is from RefSeq and is a predicted model, not a curated record. Bases 1 to 1776 code for a protein of 591 amino acids. Gene Ontology annotation, molecular function: phosphatidylinositol-3-phosphate phosphatase activity. Gene Ontology annotation, biological process: dephosphorylation. Lineage: Eukaryota; Metazoa; Chordata; Lepidosauria; Squamata; Gekkonidae.
AUGGGGUGGCGCCCCGGGCUGGCCCUGUCGCGCCGUGAUGACGGCAUCUCCCUCUUUUUUUCCGGAAGCGGAAGGCGGUUGGGAUGGGGAAGGCGCCGCUGGGGCGAGAAGUCCGGGGCUGGCGCCCGUGAUUGUGGGGCGGGGAUGGCAGGUGCCCGGGGCGGCCCCUCCCUCCUCCAGGGUGGCGGGGCUUGGGAGCGGGCCUUGGCCGAGCUGCUGCUGGAGUUUUCGAGGGCGCAGUACCGAGCCCGGGAUGGUGGUGCGGGAAGCGGUGGCGGCCCCGCAGGAGGAGGGGGAGUUGGCGGAGGAGGAGCUGGGAGCAACGCAAAGGUGGAGCAUAUUGAAAAAUGCUGCCUUGAGUUAUUCAGCAAGGACUACUGCUACAGCCUGAUCUCCAAUGUAAAUGGUGAAAUUUGCAGCCACUACCCCCGGCAGAUCAUCUUCUUGGAAUAUGAGAGCACUGAUCGAGAGAGGCACACGUAUGAGAGCACUAUCCAAGUUGGCAAGCUGCAAGACCUCAUCCAUCGCAGUAAAAUGGCGAGAUGCAGAGGGAGGUUCGUCUGUCCUAUCAUCCUCUACAAGGGAAAGCACAUAUGCCGCUCAGCCACCUUGGCUGGAUGGGGAGAGCUGUAUGGGCGUACAGGAUACAACUACAUUUUCUCAGGGGGCUCAGAUGAUGCCUGGGCGGAUACCGAGGACCUGUCAGAAGAGGAUUCGGCCUUCAGGAACGCAGACUCACAGCUGUUCGACAAGGUCCGGGGCCACGACAUCAAGCUGUUGCGAUACCUGUCAGUCAAGUACAUCUGUGAUUUGAUGGUGGAGAACAAGAAAGUGAAGUUUGGCCUGAAUGUGACGUCUUCCGAGAAGGUGGAUAAAGCUCAACGCUAUGCAGACUUCACCCUCCUCUCUGCCCCAUACCCAGGCUGUGAAUUUUUCAAGGAGUACAAAGACCGGGAUUACACAGCAGAAGGGCUGGUUUUCAACUGGAAGCAGGAUUUCGUCGACGCUCCACUCAGCAUCCCUGCCUCUCUUACACAGUCAUUGAACAUUGACUGGAGUGAGUAUCAGAGUUGGGACCUGGUGCAGCAGACACAGAACUACCUGAAGCUCCUGAUCUCCAUUAUCAACAGGGACGAUGAUGGUGGGCUCCUGGUACACUGUAUAUCCGGCUGGGAUAGAACACCUCUCUUCAUUUCCCUCCUGCGCCUUUCCCUGUGGGCUGAUGGGCUGAUCCAUGCAUCCCUGGAGCCUGCAGAGAUUCUUUACCUGACCGUGGCCUAUGAUUGGUUCCUCUUCGGGCAUAUGCUGGUGGAUCGGCUCAGCAAAGGAGAGGAGAUUUUCUUUUUCUGCUUCGAUUUUUUGAAGCACAUCACCUCUGAGGAGUUCUCCGCUGCCAAGCCGCUGAGAAGGAAGAGCCUGCCCCCCGGAUUUACAUUGGAAGAGAUCUGCAUGCUAAAGCAGAGGGACCGGGGCAGCACCACCAGCCUGAGCAGCGACUUCUCUCUGGUGAUGGAGAGCUCCCCUGGGGCCGCGGGGAGCUUCACCUAUGAAGCCGUGGAGCUGAUGCCGGCAGGCUCACAGACUCAAGCUGCUUGGAGGAAAAACUGUGCGUCCUCUCCCCAGACGGUGCUAUGGAGUCGGUCUCAACAGCCUGAGGAUAAAACGCCGCUCCAGAGCGUGCUGGAAGGGAGGUCCUCCAGCUCUUCCUCUUCCAACCACUCGGAGAACUUCUCCAGGCUGGGCAGCAGUCCGUUGGAAGUCCCCAAAGCCAGGUGA